AAGGCAUCAGAGAAGACCAGUAGCUAUUCUGAAGGUUUCAAAUUUUUUUUUUGACAAUGAGGCUGGUGGUUUUUAGUUGUGUUGGAUUGUUGUUGCUUAUUGCAGUUGACUUGAGUUUGGCACAGUGGUCAAGAUUUCAACAAGGCCAGGAUCCACUAAGAUUCCAACAGCAACAGUCGCCAGUUUUAGCUCCUCAGCAAUCUGUUCAAGAUCCACAGGCAUCAACAACUUUUCGGCCUCUGAGACCUGUGAUGAGGCCUGCUGGGGUGGAUGCAUGGAAGCUUCAAGAACCUGGAAGUAGUCAGUCCAAACAGCUUAUGCAGGCUCCUAUGGCACCUUUGACCUGGCAUUUUCCAGUAAUACCAGAAGAACCCCAACAGCCAGAUGUGCCUUUUGAGCAGUGUGAACCUAUAGCUCCCCAGUGUGUUGCAGCACAAUGUGGAGAGAACUUUGUGCAUGUGGAGGUUAAGAAGGACUUCUUUGGUACUGGUCAGCUGGUGAAUCCUUCAUUUCUCACUUUAGGAGGCUGUGCAGCUGUAGGGGAGAAUCCAGAAGCUGAAGUUCUUAUAUUUGAGUAUGAGCUCCAGACAUGUGACCACUCUCUGGUGAUGACAGAUGAUGAGCUUGUGUAUACAUUCAACCUCCUCUAUACUCCUGCGGCUUUAGUAGGAACUCCCAUUGUAAGGGCUGAUGCAGCAGCUGUUGGAAUUGAGUGCCACUAUUCAAGGUUGUAUAAUGUAAGCAGCAAUAUCUUGUUGCCCGCUUGGGUUCCUUUUGCUGCAACUAAAGUUGCAGAGGAAGUUCUGGUGUUCUCCUUGAGGCUCAUGACUGAUGACUGGAUGUUUGAGAGGCCAUCCAAUCAGUACUUCCUAGGGCAAUUCCUGAAGCUUGAAGCUUCUGUGAAGCAGUACAACCAUGUUCCUCUGUGCGUCUUUGUGGAUGGUUGUGUGGCUACUGCGGCCCCUGAUGUGAACACCCCCUCUCCAAGAUAUCCCUUUAUUGAGAACCAUGGGUGCCUGGUAGACGCAAAGCUUACAGGCUCCACUUCCAGCUUCAUGCAUCGUGUUCAGAACGACAAGCUGCAGUUUCAGUUGGAGGCUUUCAGAUUCCAGCGAGAUGAUCGUGGCUUGGUGUACAUCACCUGUGCUCUGAAGGCUGUCAUGGCCUCAACCCCCACAUGUCCAGAGAACAAGGCUUGCUCCUUCAUAAAUGGAUGGACUUCUGUAGAUGACAAUGACCAGGUGUGCAUGUGCUGUGACACCACGUGUGGUCUCGGCAGAAAGGGACAAGCACUGUCUGAUUCAGGUCUGGUAUCGGAAGGGAAAGCAACCAUUGGCCCCGUUGUGAUUACUCUCUGAUCUAUUGUGAACGAUGAGAAGUGCCAAUAAAAGUGUUCAUUGGCAA
Sinocyclocheilus anshuiensis is the source of this 1404-nucleotide messenger RNA. RefSeq names its product zona pellucida sperm-binding protein 3-like. Gene Ontology annotation, cellular component: extracellular matrix. The transcript has 9 exons. The coding region runs from base 57 to 1358 and encodes 433 amino acids. Gene Ontology annotation, molecular function: acrosin binding. Gene Ontology annotation, biological process: positive regulation of acrosome reaction; egg coat formation; binding of sperm to zona pellucida. Lineage: Eukaryota; Metazoa; Chordata; Actinopteri; Cypriniformes; Cyprinidae. The record is from RefSeq and is a predicted model, not a curated record.